This is a messenger RNA of Linum trigynum, 5124 nucleotides long. NCBI's taxonomy places the organism in Eukaryota, Viridiplantae, Streptophyta, Magnoliopsida, Malpighiales, Linaceae. The record is from the annotation of a GenBank genome assembly.
AUGACCACGAAACUUCCCGUGGCGCCGCCGGUCGGGCAUUGUCUCUAUCCGCCACCGUUCGGGCCCCAUUGUUUCCCUGGCGCUCGCCGCUCUCUCCACCCUUCGCCGUCAAGUCUCGCUUUUCUCUACCGACGGAGCUAUCUCCUUUCAGCCCAUCACCUCAAGAGUGCCAAAGCGGUGAAGUUCGAUGGUCCGUUUCUGGACGUUAGGGAGAUUGAAGAAGAGGACUGCGAGUUGGUGGUAGAGACCUCCAUUACUCGUACUUUGCAACCCGCUGUAACGCUGGAAGCGGGGCUUCAGAGUAUUAAGGAGGCCCUGCAGGAAUUGAAGCAGAAUCCUCCUCAUUCAACUGGUGGAGUUUUGCGGUUUCAGGUGGCUGUGCCACCCAGCCCAAAAGCUUUGAAUUGGUUCUGUGCUAUCCCACCUUCGUCUGGGGUGUUCCCUCGAUUUUUCCUUUCUAAGGAAGUUGAUGAGCCGUCGUGCAAGUCUCUCUACCUUAACAGAACCCGCGGCGUUCUCGGAAUGGGGGCAGCAGUUUACUUUACUAAUUCCACUUCUAGUGCUUCUGACGAUCAAAGCUCAAUUAGAAGAUACCUCUCAAGUGAUUCAGUUAGUAUGACCACUUACGGUUUUAUGGACGUCAAAUUUCAGUCUUCAUUCAAGCUUGAAACUGGUUCUGUAUACUUUUGCAUUCCAGAGAUUGAAUUAGAUGAGCUAGUGGAUAUUUCUAUUCUAUCGGCAACACUGGCUUGGAACGACUCUUCUUCCAAUCUAAUUCGGCAGGCUAUUCAAUCAUUGGAGUUAUCCCUAUUGGAGGUCAGUUCUCAUUUUUCAACAGCUACAGAGAGAUCUGAACAUCGAAGCAUAGCAUCUGCUCUUGGAAAGUCAAAUCUGGUGGAAGACAAAACAUUGAGAAUGUUUUCUGCUCAAGUUGAGUUUUUGGAGGGGAACAAUUAUCAAAACUACCCAUCGGAACUGAGACAGACUCCCAAUUCUCGUCAGUUCUGUUUCAGGCUUUCACCUAGUAUUGGCAUCUCUAACAACAUGUUGGAUCUGGCCACCGGAACAAGCUACCAAUUGCAACAUCAAGCAAACAUCAAUGCAGUUUGGGCAUCACUUAUAGUAGAAGAAUGUGCUCGCCUUGGUCUGACAUUCUUUUGCAUAGCUCCUGGGUCAAGAUCUUCACCCCUUGCAAUUGCUGCUUCAAGUCAUAGCAAAACGACUUGCAUUGCAUGCUUUGAUGAGCGGUCACUUGCUUUUCAUGCCGUUGGUUACUCAAAAGGAUCUCAGAAACCAGCAGUCGUCAUAACAUCAUCAGGCACUGCAGUUUCAAAUCUUCUUCCUGCAGUUGUGGAAGCUAGUCAGGAUUUUGUACCACUAAUAUUGUUGACUGCUGACCGUCCUCCUGAGCUUCAGGAUACUGGGGCGAACCAGACAAUUAAUCAAGUGAACCAUUUUGGUUCUUUUGUCAGGUUCUUCUUCAACCUUCCUGUGCCAAGUGACACUAUUCCUGCUCGGAUGGUUCUUACGGUGCUGGACUCUGCUGUGAAUUGGGCUACAUCUCCACCAUAUGGCCCAGUUCAUAUUAACUGUCCAUUUCGAGAACCACUUCACGAUAGUCCUGAGAAAUGGAUGUUGAGCUGUUUGACGGGAUUAGAUAACUGGAUGUGUAAGGGUGAACCAUUCACGAGAUAUAUCAAAUUCCAACAUUCAUGCAGCACGACAAAUCAUGCCACAUUGACAGAGGUGAUUGAGACAAUCCAUGGAGCUAAGAGAGGGCUGCUUCUUAUUUGUGCUUUAGACACUGAAGAUGAGAUAUGGAAUGCUCUUCUCCUUGCAAAACACCUCAAUUGGCCAGUUGUAGCUGAUAUCUUAUCUGGCUUGCGCCUAAGAAAGGUUUUGACUACUUGUCCUGAAAUUCAGGGGAAUAUUGUAUUUCUUGACCAUCUAGACCAUGUUCUGCUCUCGGAUUAUGUCAAACGUUGGAUUCAAUUUGAAGUCAUUGUUCAGAUUGGAACACGGAUAACAAGCAAGCGUAUUUCUCAGAUGCUAGAAGAAUGUUAUCCAUACUCAUAUAUCCUAGUCGACAAUCAUCCAUGUCGUCAUGAUCCAUCACAUCUCGUGUCACACAGAAUCCAAUGCUCCGUUUCUCAAUUUGUUGACGCUUUAAUGCAAGUGCAGUUUCCACUUGCAACACCCAACUUCUGUUCUUAUUUACAGGCAUUGAAUAAGACGGUUGCAUGGGAUAUAUUGUUCCAGAUCUCAGCAGAGCCCUCCUUAACUGAGCCUCAUGUUGCAUAUGCAAUUUCGGAAAUACUUGGUGCUGAGUUUGCUCUUUUCGUCGGCAAUAGCAUGGCAAUACGUGAUUCUGACAUGUAUGGCCAUAACUGGAAAGAUCAAACUCAUAUGACAGCAGAUAUGCUGUCUUCAUCUGGACUUCCCUGUCUUGGUAUUCGGGUUUCUGGAAACAGGGGAGCUAGUGGUAUUGAUGGUUUGUUCAGUACGGCAUCUGGUUUUGCUGCUGGGUGCAAUCGACGGGUCCUCUGCGUAAUUGGAGAUGUUUCUUUCCUUCAUGAUACCAAUGGCUUGGCAAUGUUAAACCGAAGGAUGUUCCGGAAACCAAUGACUGUAGUUGUGAUAAACAAUCAUGGUGGAGCAAUCUUCGGCCUUCUUCCUAUUGCUGAUAGAACCAGCCCAGAAGUUUUGAGUCAGUACUUCUACACCUCGCAUAACAUAUCCAUUGAGAAGUUGUGUUUGGCCCACAGUGUCAGGCAUUUUCAUGUGAAGACAAAAGCUGAACUACGAGAUGCUCUGUUCUCAUCUCAGGUUGAUGAAUUGGAUUGUGUAAUUGAAGUGGAGAGUGGCAUCGAUGCCAAUACAACGUUCCACAGCACUUUAAGAAAAUCUGCUCGCCAAGCAGCCGAUGAUGCUUUAAGUUGUCUUUCAAGGCUUUCUACCCACAGUUCAGAUGGAUUCCUUUUCUUCAAGAUUCACAAGAUGGAGUAUUCCUUGUAUAGAAUUGAACUCUGCGCACCUACUUCGGCUUCCUCUAUGAAUGGGAGAAAUGAUAUUCAUAAACAUGGAUAUGUCCUGGCUUUGUCCCUGGAAGAUGGAACUGUUGGUUAUGGUGAGGUUGCACCUAUUGACAUCCACAAUGAAAGCCUGGCAGAUGCAGAAGAGCAACUUCGGUUCCUUUGUCAUAUCAUUGUGGGAGCAAAGAUUGAAUAUCCUCUUCCUUUGCUAAAGGGAGCAUUUACUUCUUGGUUGUGGAACAACUUAGGAAUCCCGGACUGUUCCAUCUAUCCAAGUGUCAGAUGUGGUCUGGAAAUGGCCAUCCUCAAUGCAAUGGCAGCCAGGACAGGACUCAGCUUGUUAGACAUUCUUCAACCUCACAAAGCAACAGAAGAAAUGCAUGGCAUGUCAAAACAUGUUAAUCUAUGUGCCCUUAUCGAUUCCAAUGGGACUCCCCAUGAAGUUGCUAAUAUUGCUGCAUCUUUAGUUGCAGAAGGUUUCACAGUGAUAAAGCUUAAAGUGGCUCGUCGGGAGAAUCCAUUUAAAGAUGCUGCAGUUUUACAAGAAGUAAGAAAGGCUGUUGGUAAGCAAAUUCAACUCCGCGUGGAUGCAAAUAGAAAAUGGACCUUUGAAGAGGCCAUUCUCUUUGGAUCUCUUGUAAAAGAUUGUGACCUGCAAUAUAUAGAGGAACCUGUUCAAGAUGAAGGGGAAAUAAUCAAAUACUGCAAUGAAAGUGGCUUGUCAGUAGCACUUGAUGAAACUAUUGACAAUCUAACUGGAAAUCCUCUUGAUGUGCUUGCGAAUUAUGCUCAUCCAAAAGUAGUUGCUGCGGUUAUCAAACCAAGUGUUGUUGGUGGCUUUGAAAAGGCAGCACUAAUCGCGCGAUGGGCACAACAAGAAGGGAAGAUGGCUAUUGUUAGUGCUGCUUUUGAAAGUGGAUUAGCUCUAUCCACAUAUAUGCUUUUCUCUUAUUACGUAGACAGGCACCAAGCUGAUCUUCACAGAGUUGGACCCAGUCCGUCAAUAGCUCAUGGCCUUGGAACUUACCGAUGGCUUAAGCAAGAUAUAACCACCCGACGCUUGCGAAUGAGUUCUGAUCCAUGCACUAGGUCAAUGGGAGCUUCUACAAUUGAUGCUAUUCAACACUUGGAACAGUUUCAACUUGAUGACAGCAUUAUCUGCAGAACUUUUAAUGGAGAGCAAGUUCAUAGGUACACCUUAACUGUGAAAACGAACGAGUUAUCUUUCUCCAUCAGAAUGCAUGAAGUUGGACAGGCACAUGAUGGAGAUAUUGUAGUUUUUCUUCAUGGAUUUCUUGGAACUGGUGAAGACUGGAUCCCUAUAAUGAAGGCCAUCUCAGGAUCUGCGAGAUGCAUUUCAAUAGAUCUACCUGGGCAUGGGGAAACAAAGGUGCAAAAGCUUGGCGACAUGGAAGAAAAUCAUGACUGGUCUUUGUCAGUUGAAAGAGUUUCUGAGUUAUUGUACAAGUUGUUUCAAGAUCUAACUCCUGGAAAGGUCACUCUUGUUGGAUAUUCUAUGGGAGCGAGGAUUGCAUUGCAUAUGGCAUUACGGCUUGGUGAUAAGAUCAAUGGAGCGGUCAUAUUAUCUGGUAGUCCUGGGCUAAACGAUGAAAUGGCUAGGAGAAUUCGGAGGGCUAAAGACGAUUCUAGAGCAAGGAACCUCAUUACUUACGGUUUACAGACGUUUCUGACGUCUUGGUACGCUGGGAAGCUAUGGAAUAGCUUGAGAUGUCAUCCUCAUUUCAAGGAAGUCGUCGACAGUCGCUCUCUUCAUGGUGAUGCUCAGAGCCUUGCAAGUGCUCUAUCUGACUUAAGCAUAGGGAGGCAGGAGCCAUUGUGGGAUGACUUAAAGCACUGCAAAUUACCCUUACUGUUUGUCGUGGGAGCACAAGAUGAUAAAUUCAAGGCGAUUGCACAACAAAUGCUCGAAGAAGUUGAGCAAGGUCAGAACGAGGGAGGUGCCACAGGCAGUAACACCAGUGAGAUACUUGAGGUACAAGAAAGCGGCCAUGCUGUCCAUUUGGAGAACCCUCUUCCUCUCAUCCGUGCACUGAGACGAUUCAUGACCAGAGUAAGGAAUAGCUGUGGUUGA